Pestalotiopsis fici W106-1 is the source of this 408-nucleotide messenger RNA. RefSeq lists its product as uncharacterized. The record is from RefSeq and is a predicted model, not a curated record. NCBI's taxonomy places the organism in Eukaryota, Fungi, Ascomycota, Sordariomycetes, Amphisphaeriales, Sporocadaceae. Bases 1 to 408 code for a protein of 135 amino acids. The transcript has 3 exons.
AUGAAGUUUGCCGCCUCCAUCAUCGCCCUCGCCGCCGUUGCGGUCGCCAACAUGGCCGAUAUGCAACAGCCGCCCCAGUGCGCCAUGACUUGCUUCAUGGACAACAUGAGCAGCUCCAGCUGCAGCAACAACAUGGACUACAAGUGUCUCUGCAGCGACUCAAAGUACAUCUCCAUGAUGGAGUCUUGCGUGCAGAACGCGUGCAGCCGCGACGAGGCUGACACGACCAAGAACUGGGCUCGCGACAUGUGCAAGGAGUACGGUGUCGACAUCAAUAUGAAUAUGCACAUGAAGAACAUGAAGAAUAUGAAGAGUAUGAGAAACAUGAACAACAACCAGGACAUGAAGAACAUGAAGGACAUGAAGAACACGGAGAAUAUGGAGAAUAUGAAGGACAUGAACAUGUAA